Messenger RNA from Clupea harengus (Atlantic herring), 1531 nucleotides. Its product is annotated as olfactory receptor 52J3-like. Gene Ontology annotation, cellular component: membrane. Gene Ontology annotation, biological process: G protein-coupled receptor signaling pathway; detection of chemical stimulus involved in sensory perception of smell. NCBI's taxonomy places the organism in Eukaryota, Metazoa, Chordata, Actinopteri, Clupeiformes, Clupeidae. Gene Ontology annotation, molecular function: olfactory receptor activity; G protein-coupled receptor activity; odorant binding. The record is from RefSeq and is a predicted model, not a curated record.
GAGGUUUCAAGCAGAGAUCAUCAGUGGCACAGUGAUCCAGUAGUGUUGCUAGUGGGAAUGGGGAAUUGGUUCAUGAGCUGCAGCUUUGUAAGGCUAUGAUUACUCCGGAAAGAAGUCAGCUGUGACGUUGCAAAUAUGAAUGAAUCUUUCCAUGUCACAUUGAUUUUUGCAGCCUACAAGGACAUGGGCUCAGCCAAAUAUGUACUUUUUACUGUUGUUUUCCUCAUAUACCUUGCCUCCCUAUUAGUCAGUUUUUCCAUUUUGCUUUUAAUUUACCUGGACAUUUCCCUCCAUAAGCCAAUGUUCAUAUUUUUAUUUGUAUUAAUUGUAAAUGGGUUGAUUGGAAGCACCGCUGUUUGGCCACAGGUAAUGCUUCUUCUGUUAACAGAGGUCAAUACCACAUCAUAUGAGGGCUGUCUUUUUCAGUUUUUUCUAAUGGGAAGCUAUGGGGGUUGUAACUACACAGUGCUGACAGUGAUGGCUUAUGACAGAUUUGUCUCCAUAUUUCAGCCUUUGCAGUACCACACCAUCAUGACCCCACAGAAAGUGAAACAGCUCUCCUUUGCUGCUUACUUUGUGCCUGCAGCUUUUCUUCUUGGUCAAGUAUGUCUGACAACCCAGAUUUCCCUGUGCCAAUACACGAUUCACAAGAUUUUUUGUGAUAACUUCUCUAUCUUUAGUUUAUCAUGUGCUGACAACAUCAGUCAUGUGAGCAAUGUGUAUGGUAUAUUUCUCCUCAUUGGUUUUGGUGUUCUUCCUGUAUUUCUCAUUUUUCUGUCAUAUUUGAAAAUUGUGUUGGUAACACUGAAUGCUUCAAGAAAUGCAAGAAAAAAAGCCAUUGAAACAUGCACCCCACACUUAAUUAUUUUUAUUAAUUUCUCUUUGGUCACAUUCUUUACUAUUAUAUAUAAUCGCAUCAGUGAUUAUGUACCAGGAGGGCUUAAUGUAUUUGUGUCUAUAAAUUAUGUACUUAUACCCCCACUGAUGCAUCCCGUUAUAUAUGGUUGGAAAAAUAAGGAAAUUCAACGAAGCCUCUCCAAAAUUUGGAGAAAGGCUAUUUUUGCAGUCUCUGAAAGUGUUCCAAGGAUUGACAAAUCGUCCAAGGUCAUAACAUAGGCAAUGUUUUGUUGUGGUUUGUCAUGUUUUACACACAUUGUGAAGAUGCCAUGGAGUGCAUAAAAUAUAAAUGUUGAGAGAAUAUUUCCAUUGAUGUUUGUAGUUUUGAUUUUUCUGUGAUAAGCCAUAUUGUUGUUAAAAUUAUUAUUAUCAUUAUUAUUAUUAGUAGUAGUUGUAGUUGUAGUAUUUAUUAUUAUUAAUACAAAUAAUAAUAAAUGAUCUUACUUUUAGGUCAUUUGGUAUUCACCUAACAAAAAAUAAAUGUUCUCAUUCAUAUCAUGGAAAAGAAAUGUGUCACUGUGUUAUUAAUUUGAUCCAUAAACAUACAAAUAAUAAGACCUUAGAAAGGAGAUGCAGAGGAAAAAAUAUGUAAUUAAGAUUCAUUAAAAUGAAAAGGUUUUAUUGAAAAAAAAAA